This is a messenger RNA of Ictalurus punctatus (channel catfish), 2862 nucleotides long. It is a transcript of the gene ctnnbip1, whose product is annotated as catenin, beta interacting protein 1. The record is from RefSeq and is a predicted model, not a curated record. Gene Ontology annotation, cellular component: nucleus; cytosol; beta-catenin destruction complex. NCBI's taxonomy places the organism in Eukaryota, Metazoa, Chordata, Actinopteri, Siluriformes, Ictaluridae. Gene Ontology annotation, biological process: negative regulation of Wnt signaling pathway. Gene Ontology annotation, molecular function: beta-catenin binding. The transcript has 4 exons. The coding region runs from base 184 to 429 and encodes 81 amino acids.
GGAAAACGGGUGAGAAAACACACUGUCUCCGCUCCUUCUUUGGCUCCACUCGCAGCUCCCAUCGAUUGUCGGGGAUGUGACCCCGGAACAGUACGCUUCCUUAGAAACAACUUAACAUUUAAAUAACGCAGAAACAAGGGAAAAAUCCUGGACCAGGAGAGUGGUGCGUCAGGACCAGGGGGGAUGAACCGGGAGGAGGCCCCUGGCAAGUCUCCUGAGGAGAUGUACAUUCAGCAGAAGGUGCGAGUGCUCCUCAUGUUGAAGAAGAUGGGAUCAAAUCUGACGCCGAGCGAGGAAGCGUUCCUGCGGAACUAUGCAGGCGUGGUGCACAGUCAGAUGAGCCAGCUGCCGCAGCAUAAUAUAGACCAGGGUGCGGAGGAUGUAGUGAUGGCCUUCUCCAGAUCAGAGACGGAGGACAGGAGGCAGUGACCUCUCAUCCCCCAGCAGCUCCUCGCUCCAUCUGACCUUGAGCCUGCUGAGUGGUGGAGAGAGAGAGCGAGAGAGAGAGACAGACUGAGAGGGAGACAGAUGGGAGAGGAGCAGGUCUGUCCUUCGCCCGUCGCUCUUCCUCAUUCCCUCCUCUUCCUCACACUAAGCGUCACUCCAGCGGCCGAGAUCCAGCGGCCCCGAGCCUUCAUCACAGCAGGCCGACACAUGAGUCAGACAGAGUGACCUUUUUAUUUUUAACGUUUUUGUUUUUUUUUUUUUUUUUUGCAUCAUGCUUCAGGCCAUAGUGUUUUGUAUGAAAGUGUGUGGGUCUGUGUCUGUGUGGGUGUGUGAAAGUGUGUGUGGCUGAAUGGACCAAGAGUUUCACUUGUCUGGUCAAACCAAGAGCAAAGCUGGGAUGAGUGGCGAUAAAGGGACUUAAAUGGGGUUGUUGUUUUCAGAGAUGUGUGUGUGUGUGUGUGUGUGUGUGUGUGUGUGUGUGUGUUUAACAUUCUACCAGAUUGUAAUCCUCACAUCAUAAUCUCAUCAUGUUAUUGUGCAAGAUGUUGAGGAUGCUACUGCACUACAUCAAAAAGGACAUGGUGUGUGUGUGUGUGCGUGUGUGAUCCACGUGUUGUUGUUUUUUUCCCCACAUACAGCUGUAUAAGACUCAUUUAGUAAUAUCUUUUGGAUUAAUGUGAAAUUUCCUAACUUUUUUUAUUGUAAGGACGACACAAAAAAUACUAGUGAGCAAAUUGUGCCAACUGUCUUUUAUUGUAGAAUAAUUUUUUAACGUAUCUAAUGAAUGUCUCUGGUCCUUAUUUAUUUUAUUUUUUUCCACAUGGUAAUCUUAAAACCGAACGUGAUCAGUAACCCCUUUAAAGAUUUUUAGCAAUUUGCAACAACACUAUCGGAUCAGUGUACUCUCUUCACAUAAUCGAUUAUUUCAGGGUUUUUAGCUUCUUAAAGGGGUUUUGCUUGGAACUUUUCUGAUGAGGAAACACUCUGUUGGAGAACCUUUAACCUCCUCCAUAGGGAUAACUGACAAUCCUGAAGAAAAUACAGGGUGUACCACACGUCCCAAACGAACGUUGUUUAAUAUGUCCCCCGUUUUUCUCAGAUACACACAUUGCUUUGAGUAGAAUUAUUUGCUGGAAUUACAGGCAGCAUUGUGGCUUAGUGGUUAGCACUCAGUGUUUUGCCUCACACCUCCAGGGUCGAGGGUUCGAUUUCCGCUGCUGCCCUAUGUGUGUGGAGUUUGCAUGUUCUCCCCAUUUCCUCCGGGUACUCUGAUUUCCUCCCCCAGUCCAAAGACAUGUGUUGUAUGCUGAUUGGCAUUUCCAAAUUGUCCGUAGUGUGUGUGUGAUUGUACCUCGCUAUGGGCUGCCCCCCCAUCCAGAGCGUCCCCCGCCUUGUGUCCUGAGUCCCCUGUGAUAGGCUCCAGAUUCCCCACGACCCAGUGUAGGAUAAGCAGUACAACAAAUGGAGGGAUACUGGACUUAUUGGACACCCUGUAGAUUUCUCCUUUUUAUCUAGGAGUGUACAUUUCAUAACCAGUUAUUUCUCAUCCUUUUCUAAUGUCUUAGAGUAAAAAGGGAAUCUUUCUAACACACUUUCAAAGUCUCCAGCGUUUUUUUUUUUUUUUUACUUCUCCAUCGAAAUGAAUUCCAAUGUAACGUUUUGAUUGUUCUCAUUUAUUGACCUUUUUAAAUAAGAUUUCUGACUUCAUCAGUAUUUAAUGUGUAUACAGGUAUAAAAAAAGAAAAGAAAGAAUUUGUUUGAAAAACUCGCGUGAUUGUAACUUGGUGUUUUGAAACGACGCAUGCUUACCUUGCGAUUUAAUGGUGUACAUUCACUUAGAACUCAAAGUCCACAAUGAACAUUACUGAAUAUUUUUGAUAUUUGUGGAAGCUAGUCCUUUUCUUUUAAACACGUCAUGUUCCGUAUCCUGUUGGCAAUAAGUCCUUAACCGAAUCUCCUGAGUUUACAUCUCCAGCUCACAUACUUUUAUUUUCUUCUGUAACUGUAUCACCAGUGAUGAGGAUUCUUUAUAAUUGUGUUUACUGUUUUCUAUGCAUUUUUGUUCUUUAAGGAUAAAAGCUUUUGAAGUGCACGUAGAACGCACGGAUCUAUAACGAACCUUGGUUCUCUUGAUUAAGUUAAAGCCCCUAUAGAGAUGUCUCUUGGGUUGAGAUUUUCAAAUGUUCUUAAUUUGACGUUUUACCGCCGUCAUGUCAAACCAGUUUUGCCUUUGUUUCUGCCUUUUUGUUUGUUUGUUUGUUUCACGUUAUAAAAGUCGUUUGUGAUGGUUGAUUUGUGAUGGCUAUAUUAUUGUCAUUUAAGUUUGAACCGUUUUUUUUUCUUUCUAUAUGGCUGCUUCCAUGUCCUUCGACUUUAAUGCUUCCAAAAGCUGAUCCAUUAAAGGAGUUAAGGCUA